AUGACUGAGACUUUGAUUGGCAUACCUGUAGCGAGUGUUCCAAACACCAAUACUUCAAACGGCAUUGGAACCGAAGACGAGGAGACUCUGAAAUACAUCAGUUCAGGUCGUUCCUAUGCACGAAACGGUAAUUAUUCCGAUGCUAUAACUAAUCUCAAACAUGCCACACAUUUACAACCAUCAAAUAGUGAAGCAUUCUAUUAUCUUGGAUUGGUAUACUUAGAAAAGCGGCAGUAUGGAGAUGCUAUCGAAGCUCUGAAGGCAGCAAUCCAGAAUAGUAAUACUGACAACAAAGAAAAUACUAAUCAUUAUUACUUUAAAUAUGCAUUUGCAUGUCAAAAUGGUGAUCAACUAGAAGAAGCUGUAAAAUAUUACACCAAAUUCAUUGAGAAUACGACUGAAGAAAAUCAAUAUCCAGGCUUAUUGAAUCGCGGUAUCUGUAAUGAUAAAUUAGAACGAUAUCUUGAAGCAUUGUCAGAUUUUGAUAAUGCUCUUAAAAGCACAAAUGAACAAGUCAAACCUUAUUGUUUAAGUUGUCGUGCUCGUGUGAAGGCUAAAAUGGAUGAUCAAAAAGGAGCUCUAAAAGACUAUGAUGAAGCAGUAAGCCAUACAGCUGCAUUUAUUGAGCAAAUCAAACCACCGAAAAAAAUGAAUGAUACUUCAAUCCCUAAAUCUUGGACAUUGACAAUGGAUCGUUAUACUCCAGUUGGAAUUCUAUUAAAUGGUAUAAAAGAAGAUGAGAGUGGUAACAGCAUUAGUGCCAUGCAGAGCUUCAAUAAGCUUUUAGAUGAGCCAGUAUUAUUUCAACAGCAAAUUGAAGAUCUUCAAAACCAAGCAGAUACAGUAUCUGAUCCAGUGAUACUUCAAACUAUUAUACUUAAUAUAAAUCUUGCAAAAAUUGCCAUUCUAACAGUAGAUAAACACAAACAAGCAAUGAAAAAGUUCUCAGCUAAUGCAAAUUUGAAAAUCUACUAUUGUAGCAUCUAUUUCAAGCUUGAAGAAAUCUUCACAGCUUGUAAAACUGUUGCAAGCAAGCUGGUCACACCAACUGGCGGAAAACUUGCAGGAUACGCUGAAGCUGUGACACUAGUUGGGCAAGCUAUUUCUAUUUUACCAUGUGUAGGAGAACCGCUCAGUAUCAUCGCACAACCAAUCGCUACGCUUCUUGAACGCGUUGAUUAUAAGCAACAGAAGAAUACUAUGAGCAGAAUAGCUAAUCUGGGAAGUACACAAGAGCUAUGGGAUACAUCUCAACGUGUUGCAGAAGCGUUGACCGAAAUUUAUGAACCAUUGCUUUUACAGUUGAUUCCUCUAGAAACAGAACUACAGCCUGUCGACCAAGCGCCUCCAGCGAAAUGGUCUGACUGUUUUACUAAGCCGAACUGGUGGGUUUCGAAAAAGCCAGCUGUACAUGUACUUAAAGAAGAAGCAUAUAUCAAGCAAGCGAGAGAGAUUGGUGAGUAUGCUGUAGCACUCGUGUUAGAAUCAUUGCUACAGCUAGACAGUGUUGACGAAGUGAAAAAGCAAAUGGAUCAGAACUUGAUCAAUGAUGAAAAUAGACGUCAGAACUCAAAUUGGAUAAAAGUUGAACUCAAGCAGAUGGAUGAAAAUUCGACUGAUGAGGCACCGAAACAAAAGUAUCCGAUAUCGACUGAUGAGGAACAGGAACCAUUGUUCCAAAAGUUGAUCGAUGCUGUUUGUAUACCUAAAGAACAAAGUGAAAGACAGAACAAAAAUGUUAAAUCUCUUUUUAGAGAUCGAAAAAUCUUAAUUAAAACUCAGAAUAAAGAAUGGACACUGGAUGGCUUCUAUCAUGAGCCUGGAAUUACUACUAAAGAUAAAGAAGUUUAUGUUCGACCUGGAUCAAAAUCUGACGUUUACCCAAAUCGUAAUGGAACAAAAGAAGAAGCAGAACGUCUACAAUAUAUAUUACAAAAAUGA
Molecule: messenger RNA, 1941 nt
Organism: Rotaria socialis
Lineage: Eukaryota; Metazoa; Rotifera; Eurotatoria; Philodinida; Philodinidae
Source: the annotation of a GenBank genome assembly